UAUUCGCUGACGAUGAGGGGAGCCAGGCCCUUGCCGCUGAUCCCUUCCCCUAACUCUACCCCUCGUUUCUCAAGCUCGUCUCCCACGUAGAGCUAUCCUCAUUCAAUCUGGCCGCCGCUACAACAGACACCGUAUUCAACGUCGCACUCCUCCUCUUUCUCCCAUCUCGCGAGCGGCAGCGGAGAUCGGCACCAUGAUGCACGCUCGCCCUCCGCGACCACCUGCCAGCGAUGGUCUGAGGUCACCCACACGGGCGACCAAACGAUUCGCCGCCGCCGUCAGGUUCGUUUCUUGCUCUGACCAUACUGCGGAUCGGGGCGCCAUUGGAUCCUCUGUCGUCGGCCCACGCCACAGUCCUCUCCUUCUCCCUCUUACAAUUCAUGUACAUCUUCCCCUGAUUCUCCAGGUCAGUCGUGAGGGGCCCCUGAUCUGCAAGUUUCUGAUUUUGAAUACGUUGUGUUGUGUGUUCUGCUGCAGGUCUGGUUGGGCGUGGCAACUUUUUCUUGAUAACAAUUGAGAUUUCUCCACCAAUCUAACAAAUUUGGUGCCUACAAAUCAGUUAGUUGAUUCAUUUCUUUUCAUUCUCUUUUGAUUUUCUUAUCUGAUUAUUCAAGCUGGUCUGAUGCUUCAUUACGACAUUCAAUACUACAGUGUGGCCGAUCCGUGGAGUACUUGUAAGUGUGAAGUUGUUAACAUCUGGUGUAGAAAGAAUUUCCCUAGAAACUACUUGCGUGUGGUAUCAAUAUUCACAUUUGCAUGUCUUCAGAUCACGUUGCUUCAAGAUGCCACUCAGUAGUCAAUAAAUCUUAUUAUGCCACCUUUUUCUUAUUUAAUUAUGAAAAGUCUAAGAAGUUUAUUUGAACAACAAGAAGUGAAGGUGUUACAUUUUGUAUGAGGGUGCGUGACCAAAGGUAAGCAUUGACCAUUAUAUUACAUGUUUUUUUCCAUCAUUAAAUAAUUAUUUACACGUUCUUGUCCUCAGUUAUUAAUCCAAUCUAAGUUUGUAAAAUGAUAGCAUUUUCGAAGAGGGUUGUUACUUAGAUGACACCAAACAGGCUUGAUUUUGCACUCUAGCAACUACCCUUCUAAGUCUAUGCAGAAUUUUCUCAUAUAUACAAUUAGUCAAAUAGAAAGAAUACUUGGAGUAUUAAGAGCUUCACUUGAUGAGGAUGCAUUAUUGAAAGUCAUGAGGAAUUCGUAAAUCUGUGACGUGAGGUGCGAACUGACAAUAAUACCUUUGGCUAUUUUUUUUAUGGGAUUGUAGUUUGGGCCUCCUCUGCAGGCCGCUGACAGCAUUGGUCACUGCGUUGCCACGGGCAUUUGAAAUAUUAUCCGUUUGGGCCUCAUGGGUGGAGCUUUGCUAGCUUAUGAGUUGGAAUUUCUUGACUGCACCUAAAUAUGACAAAGCCGACAGUGAAGGAGCUCAUUUAUAAGAACUGCAGUUUAAAGGAAAUUAUUAUAAUACUCCCUCUGUAAAGAAAUAUAAGAACAUUUAGAUCACUACUUUAGUAAUCUAAACGCUCUUAUAUUUCUUUACGGAGGGAGUAUAUAUCAAUUCCAACAUUUCUAUCUGAAGGAUGGGUUGAGGACCAUUUGUCUCUGAUGGAUUUUCCUGUUUGGCUCCCUUUUCUGUGAGUUGACUCUACAGAUCUUCUCUGUAACCAUAAAUUGCGCUGUAGCAGAAGUAUAUAUAUACUUGCUAGACCUUCUCAUUAUACUCUUUCACUUUUUGGCCUAAAUAUUAUCAUUUUAUGACAUAUUCAGUUUGUGAUAUUUUCUAAUUGAUUGCUCUGUAAUCCCUAUUUUUCUUUAAUUAAAAAUUCAGGUGGCGAAGGUCUCUUUCACCUUGACCCUCUCUUUCACGAUUUUGUGAUGUUCUUGUUGAUUGUGCCUUCAAUGUUCUCAAUGGCUUCAGCAAGUAGUAAUGCAGCAUGCUAAUGUGUGAUGAAUGAAAUUUGUGCAGCAAGUAGUAGUGUAGCAGGCCACGUUGUGUGAUAUUUUUAGUGCAAUGGAUGCUGAAAUCUGUGGGUGCCAUCUGUAUGUGCAAUGUACAGGCUGUGUGCAAUUUCAUAAUACAAUACUACCGUAUUUAGCUCUGAAUUACAAGAGAUUAUCAACACUUAUAUAUUCAAUGUACAACUCUGAAUUAGAGUUGAUUAUGACCACCUUUUUGUAAACAUCAUAAUAUUUUUGUGGUAUGUCCAAGAAGUUGUCAUCUUUCCGAAGACAAAGUACGGGUUGAAUAAGCUAUUUGGUGUUGGAAUCGGCGAGGUUGGUCAUAUUGGUGGUAUCCUCUGACGCGCACGCCUCUGAACGUCCAGCGAGGGGGAAUGGUAUGUUUCGAUAAUCCAAUGAUCAAUUUCUGGUGGUACGUCAUAUUUUUUGUGGUGUGUUUGCUUUUAUUUUUUGUCAUGGUACUACCUUGUUCCUAACUUUGAAAAAUGAACCAAUCAAGAGAAUUAGUGAAACAACCUCUAUCCAAAGAGAAAGGGUUAAUCAUGGAUCUUCAUAAUUGAUGCAAAGAAUUGUCUAACUGUUUAGUAGCUCUGAGAGAUAAUUAACCCAUAGUAAGCUAGAGAGCUCUUUCUGAUCCUUUGUGUGUGUAUAUGUUAUGACGGGCCAGGUCUAUGGCCGCAGGAGGCCCACUGGGCAAACUUAGCCCUCAAGUUAUCUUAGUUUUAUUUCAUAUCGUGGUUAUAUAUACGACUUGUAAGACUAAUUUGAGAAUUAAGUAAUACGACUAUUUCUAUUGCCCGGCUCCCGGAGGAGCCGGAACCCUAAAACCCUAGCCGCCUCCUGUCUCUGCCGCCGCCCCACGCGCAAGGACGGCGCCUCGCCGCCGGCCGCCGCGUUCGAGCCCUCGCCCCGCUCCCUCCUUGCCCUACAGCCUCCGGCCAAGAUCGGGCAGAACCCUAGCCCCUAACACCUUGGUAUCAGGUUCCCGGGUUUCGACCAUGUCUUCAUCACCUCCAAACCCGACACCACCGCUGCCGCCGCUGCCCAACGCCUCCCUCACCGCCGCUGCCACCGAUUCCACCAACGCCGCCGCUGCGUCGCCGGGCGCCACGGCCUCCCUAUCGGCGCCGAUCUCCACCGCACCCGACACCACGCCGGGCCAGGGCCAGCCGCAAACCACCAUCCAACAACCACCGUCGUUGCCUCCCCCAACACCGCCGCAGUUCACACCGGAGGCUAUGGCCGGCGUCCUCAACGACCUGGUCGUCGCGGUCCAGGGCAUCCGCCUCUACUUGGCGAGCCCGUACGGGCCGCCUCCACCGCUUCAUCCGGCCGCGGCCGCGGGCCAGCAGGCGCUGCCGUGGUACUCAGUACCGGCGGCCAUCACCGGUGGCUACCCGGCGCUUCCCCCACCGGCGUCUUUGACGCCACCUUGGCCGCAGUGGCCGACGCCGUUCGCGGUGCCCACCGCGCCGCCCGCCACCACCCAGGGGCCGCAGUGGCCGACCUGGGCCCCGCCGCCCGCGCCGUCCCCCACCGUGUCGUCCCUCCCGGCGGCAACGGUGUAGGUUCCACCACCGCCCCCGCCCAACACUAGCCUGGGCCAGUCCUCGCCGAGCGGCCUUCCAAUCCAGGAGGUCUGCUUCCCUUUGUCACUGUCACCACUUCCCGGGUGGCUCCACGGGCCGCCGUCGGCUUCCACGGAGGCUCGGCCACCGUCAGGGUUCUAGUUGCAGCCCGAGGCGUCGGGUGCCACAGGGAAAUAUGCCGGCCCUUCCACCCUGGACCAGCUCCGUCAUCAGCCCUCCGUACCGCCGAGGCAGUGGGCCAGGGCGCGCCACACCAGCAGCCACCCCGGUUCGCAAAGAUCGACUUCGCCACGUACGACGGUUUGGACGACCCGCUUAACUGGCUCAACCAGUGUGACCAGUUCUUCCGUGGACAGCGCACGCCCGCGUCGGAGCGCACUUGGCCGGCUUCCUACCAUCUCCGCGGGGCCGCCCAGACAUGGUACUACGCCCUCGAGCAAGAUGAGGGCGGCAUGCCACCGUGGGACCGCUUCCGCGAGCUAUGUCUUCUUCGGUUCGGACCACCGGUACGCGGGAGCCGCUUGGCCGAGCUGGGCCGCCUGCCUUUCACCUCCACGGUGCCGGAUUUCGUCGACCGCUUCCAAGCACUAGCGUGCCACGCGCCUGGUGUGACAGCCUUACAGCGGGCGGGGCUCUUCGUCGGCGGCCUUCCCGACCACAUCCGCGUGGACGUCGAGAUGAAGGGGCCACAAGACCUUCAGACGGCCAUGUACUAUGCUCGAGCGUUCGAGCAGCGUGCCUAGGCUUUGACGCGGCCAUCCGCACCAUGUGGGGGCCGCCAGCCCCCCCCCCCCCCGCC
Molecule: messenger RNA, 4344 nt
Organism: Triticum urartu
Lineage: Eukaryota; Viridiplantae; Streptophyta; Magnoliopsida; Poales; Poaceae
Source: RefSeq, a predicted model, not a curated record